Molecule: messenger RNA, 1435 nt
Organism: Culex quinquefasciatus (southern house mosquito)
Lineage: Eukaryota; Metazoa; Arthropoda; Insecta; Diptera; Culicidae
Exons: 2
Coding region: 401-1420 (339 amino acids)
Source: RefSeq, a predicted model, not a curated record
UACAAAUAGAGUGAACAAAUUUCGUGUUUUGUCUGGCUGUGCGAAAAAAAAUGCUACAACAUGGCGAGAAAAGGCACAGUGCAGAUACAGAGAGUGGGGCAGCCCUCGCGUCAAGCCUGCCCUUUUAGCGAAGCCAAUCUUGCCGAUCAAUAUUCAAAGGAAAGUUAUCGUAGCGCCGGGAUCCACGGGUGGCGUAGGUGCCAUUAAUUCUGGUCUUGCGACCGGUAGCAAGGUGAAACUCAUUCAAAAAAAUUUCACGGCUGCAAAAUCCCUUGACGGCGGCGGAGAGUCAUUCGAUUCCAGACGGCACUUGCCCAACAAACUGUCUGAGGAGCAGUUGCGCAUAGGGUUGGAGGCGCUGGGUGGUGGAGCGAGUGGAAACGUGUCAACCACCCAAACGAUGUCGACGAGCUCUCCGUUGAAAAACAUCCCGACAAAAAAACUGCCCGAAAGCGCCGGCAAGAAAGCAACCCCUUCCUCCCCUAAUUUGGGUGGUUGUACGAACGAUUGCUGUGGAAUUAUUCUUAACUCCAACAGCAGUCACAAGCAGCAAAGUUUGCAAAGCUCAAAAAAUGGCACAAACUGCAGCCUAAGCAGUGCUGGAACGGCCGCGACCAACUCUGCCUACCAAGGGGUCAAGUCAUGCUUCUCCAAUCACGAGCCCAAGUCAUCCGGUCGCAAGCUGGAAGAUAGCCGCAUUAAAUCGUCCAGCGACAGCGUGGACAGUUCGCUCUCGUCAAGCUCCGGUGGGUUCAAAGACCCCGACUUUAUCACGCGCCAAACGAUGGCCUUCGAGCUAUACAAGAACCGGGAACCCGGAAUCAGCAACACCACGAGCAAUAUCUGCAUCACGAAACCACCGCAGCACAUCCAAAGCAUAUCGCAAUAUCAGAAAUCAUCGAAACAACUAGAGCAAAUGCUAGCACAACGACUGGAGAAAAGCCUUGCCCUGGGAAGUGGUCCGUCCGCGUCCGUAGUUGCCGGAUCCCAGCCACCCCCGAUAGCUCCCCAUCACCUCAGGGCCCGUAGCAUCGACACGAGUAUCGGUUCGUCCCUGAGCACCGUUGGAAGUGGAAAUGUAAGUGGGACCGGCGCAGGAACAGGAGCCGGUGGAUGUUUUCUGGGGUCCAGCACGAUUCCGAAACAGAUACAACAAAAGCUGCAGGAAGAGAUGAAGAUGCAGUGUAAGAACAUCAAGGAGAAAUUUCUCAUUGAAAAGCGACACCCUCAGGAACACUACAAACCGGCGUACAGGGAAACGAAAAUAGCACAAGCAGCACCAGAUGGAAAGACAGCGCCAAAACCUAAGGUAUGCUUCUUAAAAGUCAGUACUGACUUGCACAAUUUACACAGCUUUUCACUCUGGAAAACUGGUUCAUCGGACUGGACCUGCGGGCGCAAAGAAAUAAUUACUGGUUAAAAAUAUACUGGGAGC